ACACGAAGACAUUUUUUUUUCCCGCUCUGAUUCCGACCGCAGCCGCUGUAAGUCGCUAUUGAGCGGUAGAUCCCUCGAGCGGGGCUGUUUGGUGGUUAAUGUUUCAGCGCCUCCCUCCCCCGUCGCUUUCUCCGGUAUUUUUCUCUCUCUCUCAUUGAGUCUGUUCACUGGAGUGUUGGUGUGAGGAGGAGGAGGAGGAGAAGGGGGGGAUAUCAUGGCGGUGCCGGAGUGACUCUUAGCAAAACCCCUGGACCACGCUUAGUGUCUUUCUUCUUUUCCCCUCUUUUCCUCCCUCUGACUCUCAGAAGCGAGUAAUUCCACCCCCACCCCCCUCCCCUUCGUACCGCAAUUUCCUUCCUUUACAUCCCUUUUCAGUUUUCCUCUCUCCUCUCCCCCACUCUCAUUCCUUCUCUCUCUCUCUCCCCAUCGGCGGGUGGCACGGCGGCUUUCUAUCUCCUCCUCCCCCUCGGCUUUUCCUUUCUAUCUCCCAACAUCGGAUUUAUGAUUCCUGUCAUUUCAUCGACAUGCAGCCUCCUCCGAGAAAGGUAAAAGUUACUCAAGAACUGAAAAACAUCCAUGCUGAGCAAAUGACUAAACUUCAGGCGAAGCAUCAGGGGGAAUGUGAUUUACUGGAAGAUUUGAGGACUUUUAGUCAGAAGAGAAUUGCAAUUGAGAAGGACUAUGCUCAGGCUCUUCAGAAGCUGGCCACCCAAUAUCUCAAGAGGGAAUGGGUUGGAUUAAAACUUGAUGAAAGAAGUGAACAUAACAGGAGCAUGCUUGCAGUGUGGAAGUCCUAUCUUGAAGGAACCUUGCACUUGGCCCAAUCUCGAAUCAUAGUAUCUGAAAAUUAUAGGAAUCAGAUCUUGGAGCCUGCUAAAAUUGUAAAAAGUAUUAAAGAGCAGCAGCUGAAAAAGUGCAUUGAUCAGCUGACAAAGAUCCAGACUGAAUUCCAGGAGACUGUGAAGGAUCUGGCAAAGUCUAAAAAGAAGUAUUUUGAGCUGGAACAGAUGGCUCACGCAGCGCGGGAGAAAGCAGAUAUAGAGGCCAAGUCUAAGCUUAGUCUGUUUCAGUCAAGAAUAAGUUUACAGAAAGCAAGUGUAAAGUUAAAAGCACGACGCAGUGAGUGCAACACAAAAGCUAACCAUGCUAGAAAUGACUAUCUUCUUACACUGGCAGCUGCAAAUGCACAUCAAGACCGCUAUUAUCAAAUAGACCUGGUAAACAUGAUGAUGGCUCUUGAUGGAAAUUUCUAUGGCCACCUUAAAGAAUACUUGAUGGUGUUCAACAGAACAGAACUUGAGACCUGUCAAUCUGUACAGAAUACAUUCCAGCUGCUAGUAGAAACUUCCAGUAAGGGAUUGCGAGAUUACAAUCUACAGCUUUUUCUCCAAGAAAAUCCAGUAUUUCAAAAACCUCAGUCAUUCCAGUUCCAGCCUAGCGACAAUGACAUGAGUUUUAAUACAGUGCAGCUUGUGGACAUAGACCUCUCACCCAUCAGCACUUUGCGAAUGACUUUAGCAGAGAGUCGGCAAUUGGAGUAUGAAUCUGGGACCACUGAGGAGCACAGCCUUAACAAGGAAGCUCGUAAAUGGGCAACACGUGUUGCACGAGAGCACAAAACAAUCAUCCAUAGUCAGAGGACCUUGGAAGAUCUAAAGGCUCAUGGAACUGUAGUCUCAGAACAAGGGCGAAUUGAGUUGGAACAAAAAGUAGAAGAGGCUAGAGAAACUAUCCGGAAGGCAGAGACAGUUAAGCUAAAGGCAGAAGCACGAUUGGAGUUACUGAGACAGAUUGGGGUUGCUGUGGAUACAUGGUUGAAAAGUGCCAUGAAUCAAGUAAUGGAAGAAUUAGAAAAUGAGCGUUGGGCAAGCCUCCCACCACUCGCCAACAAUGAAACUGUGCACUUGGGAAGUCUGGAUCUUGAGAAGGAUGAUGGUGAGGAAUUUGAAGACAAUAUGGAUGUAUUCGAUGACAGCAGCUCAAGUCCUUCUGGCACACUGCGCAUGUAUCCCCUUACCUGCAAGGUGCUCUAUUCAUAUAAGGCUAACCAACCAGAUGAGCUCACUAUUGAAGAACAUGAGCUCUUGGAAGUAAUUGAAGAUGGCGACAUGGAAGACUGGGUGAAGGCAAGGAAUAAAGCAGCUCAAGUAGGAUACGUACCAGAGAAGUACCUACGGUUUCCAACCUCCAAUAGCCUGAUCAGUAUGCUACAAACUCUGGGUUCCUUGGAUGCACGAUCUCAUUCCUCCAGCAACUCUACAGAGCCUGAGUUAGUAACUGGUGGCAUUAAUGGAGAUUCCAGUGUUUGUUUUGUGAAGGCACUUUACGAUUAUGAGGGGCAGACUGCAGAUGAACUUUCAUUCCCUGAGGGAGCUAUCAUUAGGAUACUGAACAAAGAAAAUCAAGAAGAUGAUGGCUUCUGGGAGGGCGAGCUUAAUGGCUGCAUUGGUGUCUUUCCUUCUGUAUUAGUAGAAGAACUGGCAGGAUCUGAGAAUGGUGACUCUCAGUGGAUUGGAGACGCACAGGUAUCUCCAUCCUCAAGACCACAGGCCAGUCUUCCUUCAUUACCAUUGUAUGAUCAGCCACCUUCCAGUCCUUUCAGCAGUCCGGACAAGACAGGAUCGCAGUCCUUUCCCAGAUCGCCAUCAGUAACAGAUCAUGAAAGCUUAUUAGUAGAAGCACCUACUAAUCCACAACCGCAGAGAUGCACACCAGAAACUUCAGUUGGAAAAAUCCGACCGGUACGGGCUGCUCCACCUCCGCCUACCCAGCAGCAUCGCCGAAAAACAGAAAAGACAGAGGAAGUAGAAAUAACGCUGGUGUAACCAACAAAUCACCUUUGUGUAAUCAGACUUGAGACUGAAUUAUUUCAGCAUUUUCAGUUUCAGAUUCCUUUACGUUUUCUGCCCCAUCAGUGCAAAGGAAUCUGCAGUCAAGGAGCAGUGGAAGACAACGGAAAAAGGCAGUUAUGAAGUGCAGAUCAUGAGGAAAGUCGGCGUUCCUCCUUUGAUUUACAAAAUAUUGUGCCUUUGUAGCCACUAUAUCUUUCUGGCCAUUUAAAUUGGGCCAUAUGUUUUUUUCGCCCUUUUUUUAGUUCAAUGAGAGGAAUACUGCUUGACCAAUCUAACUUUCGAUGGGUCCAGUCCUGUUUCUGUCCUCUAUUUAAAAGACAUUUAGCACACUGCUUCCUCUGUCCCCAAUGCAGCAGAGUCUGGUACUUCUGUAAUUAUAUGCCUAAGGUGCUGUGCAGGGCACAGUUUUGGAUCAGAAGCAUAUGUUUCUCUGGUACAGCUCCAGUACAUAGCUGUUGAUUUCUGUAUCAGUGCCUGUAGUGCCAGGUACAGAUAUGAUUGUUAUCAGUCAAUCAUUCAUCAUUGUUUUGAGGCUAAAGAAUAUAGAUAGAAGUAAAGUUUCUUUUAAAAAAGGCAUAAGGCAUGUUCUUCUUACAAUUUAUAUUGUACAUUCAUUAGCACAUUACUGUAGCCUCAAGGUUGAACUACUUGUAAGACAUAUCUCCCUUUAGUAUUAAUCCAGUCUGUAUACAUGUAUUCAGCUGUAAUGUGCAGUAGUGUAAAUGGACUAGAAAAAUUGCAGGGAUUGGCUUGAGUAAGGACUGAAAUUCUUUUAAGAGGGGCUGGUUCCUCUCAGUAGUUCCAGUGCAAAGAAAGAGAAACAGACAAAUAAGGGAAUAAAUACAAAGAAAUGCCUCUAUCUUAACUCAGAGUCUUAGUUUUCCAUAAUUGUGUAUGACUAAUAUUUAUGCAAUAUUUCUAGUCAAGAAAGAAAAGACAUUAUGGCCAUGUUAAAAUGGAAAACUUUAUAAACAUAUUUCCAGUGAAGCUGUAGAGCAUGAAUGCUCUUCUGGUAAGUGGAAAGGAUUUGCUUGUCUUCUGGGGGUUAUAUUUUCCUUCCUCUUAGUUUAAAACAAACCCUUUAAAAUCACUGGUUUUUAAAUUGCAUAUAUUCGUUAACUCUUGACAGACUAAUUAUUUUUUCAUUCAAAAAAUUGACAUUGUACUUCCCCUAAAUAUUAAUGACAGUAUUAAGCUGGAAGAGAGGCAUUAUUGAUUGCUGAAUAAUGCAACUUCAUGAUCACAGUAAGCUAUUCGACUUGUUUCUUGGGCAAAUUAAUUAAAUAUUUAAUUGCCACAUUUAAAUAGGGUUGGCAGGUUUGAAGUUUAUUGGUUAAAAAUACAGGAAACGUAUCUCCAACGUUAGUGAGAAUGAAUGUUUAAAUUGCCUUUUGCUAGAGCACACUUCAGGUUUCUGAAUUAUAUGCACACUUCAGCUUUUAUUUCAUAGUCCGGGGUUUCAGAUUUACUAUAUUGAAUGUACUAAAGGGUUAGAAAACUGGAAAAACAGGACUAGAAGUUAAGAGUAACAUUUCAAUUGCUGCGAACUAAACACUAUAUGAAAACAAUUGCAAGUUAUUUAUUAAGACUGCUAAAUUUGAGUGACCAAGUAGCAGAGAUGACGCAGUUCAAAAAUUAACUUUUCAGAGAGUAUGCUCUUGAAUUAUCCAAUUUAUUAGACUAAACUCUUCAAAUCUGAUGACUGGCACUUGUUCAAAUUCUGUUAUCUCUUAUCUUUCCCUUUUCACAAUAAGAGUGCUAUUUGCUAGUGUUAUUCUUGUAUACCAAUACUGCUAGAGGAGAAACUGAGGUUAGCAAUUGCAUUUUUGAAUUCAACUGCAAUAUUUGGUUAUUGAAGCACAUAGUAAGAACUUCUAAACCAUUUCACAUUAUCUCCAUUUGAGUCCUGCAUCUUGACACAGUUGCCUUAUAACAUUAAAGCAAAAGCAAAACCAUAGUGUUCAAAAACUGCAGUUCUACCUACCUUAUAUUAAUCUUCCAACAGUUAGGCAAACAUUAGAAAGACACUUACACUUAUGAUCCACCUUGCUAUUCAACUCUACCCUUUCAAACCUAGAAACCUAUUUUCCCUUAUUAAAGCUUGGUUUGCAUCACUUCAACCAAUAAAUGUCCUGGAAAUUUGUUUUUAAAUACCUCUUUUGAUUUGUUAUUGCAUACCCUCUAGCUUGGAUUUAGCAGCCAAUUCCACUUGUGUUUUUCCUUUCAAACAGAUUAAUUUCUAUAGUACAUAA
Messenger RNA from Carcharodon carcharias (great white shark), 5104 nucleotides. Its product is annotated as F-BAR and double SH3 domains protein 2-like. The record is from RefSeq and is a predicted model, not a curated record. Gene Ontology annotation, molecular function: protein binding. The transcript is spliced from 21 exons. Lineage: Eukaryota; Metazoa; Chordata; Chondrichthyes; Lamniformes; Lamnidae. Bases 525 to 2825 code for a protein of 766 amino acids. Gene Ontology annotation, biological process: neuromuscular synaptic transmission; regulation of actin filament polymerization. Gene Ontology annotation, cellular component: neuromuscular junction; recycling endosome.